Sinocyclocheilus grahami is the source of this 2840-nucleotide messenger RNA. It is a transcript of the gene echdc2, whose product is annotated as enoyl CoA hydratase domain containing 2. NCBI's taxonomy places the organism in Eukaryota, Metazoa, Chordata, Actinopteri, Cypriniformes, Cyprinidae. The record is from RefSeq and is a predicted model, not a curated record. Gene Ontology annotation, cellular component: mitochondrion. Gene Ontology annotation, molecular function: catalytic activity. Gene Ontology annotation, biological process: fatty acid beta-oxidation. Bases 322 to 1269 code for a protein of 315 amino acids. The transcript is spliced from 9 exons.
GGAGACGUUGAAGUGUGUAAUAUGAUACACACGCAAACGUAAACAUGAAUGUGUUCAUAUAAAACGCGUUAGCCUGUUUGUCUGCAAGCGUCCAGGUGAAAUGUGUACGUUUGUUUGAGGAAGUGAGGUUGAGAAUAACAAGAGCAAACUUGUGUGUGUGUGUGUGUGUGUGGUGAUGGCGUUUCGCAAACGUUCAUGUCCCACAAGGCUUAUUAUUAACGGCAACAACUCCGGUUUAAUUCCGGGUUGCACGGUUUCAGUGUUGGUCUUAAGCCAACAAGCUCAGUGUUACAGUAUAAGCGGCGUAAAGACCUGUUGAUCAUGAGCGUGGUGCGCGGAGUGGUCUCGAGGACCGGUGUGCAGCUGAUGGCAGCCCGCGGUGUGUUUGCAAGGCCGAUCAAGCGUCUUUUCCCCCGGGUUUCCUUUCCCCAGACCCGCUCGUGGUGCUCUGAUGGGCCCAUUGCUGAUCGGGCUGAAGUACGGCUGAGUCGGCUUGAUGGUGAAGACCACGGUAUAGUGGAAGUGCUGAUGUGUCGUGAAAGGCUGAGGAACUCACUGGGACGGGUGUUUGUGGGUCAGAUGAGAGCGCUGGUGUCAUCGUUGCAUCAUGACGCAGCAGUUCGUGUGGUGGUCUUCAAGAGUUUGAUACCUGGAGUCUUUUGUGCAGGAGCAGAUCUUAAGGAGAGGGCUCAGAUGAGUAACCCUGAGGCAGAGCUGUUUGUACAUGGCCUGCGAUCACUAAUGAAUGACAUCGCUGCGCUGCCCAUGCCAACCAUCGCAGCAGUGGAUGGCUUUGCUCUCGGGGGCGGUUUGGAAUUGGCACUGGCGUGUGACCUUCGCACUGCAGCACAUUCAGCGCAGAUGGGCCUGAUUGAAACUACGCGAGGAUUACUCCCUGGGGCUGGAGGCAGUCAAAGGUUGCCCCGGACAGUCGGCUUUGCCAUCGCAAAGGAGCUGAUUUUUACAGGCCGGCGUGUCGGGGGUGAACAGGCUGCAGAGUUGGGGCUGGUAAACCGCUCCGUGCCACAGAACCAGACAGGAGACGCAGCUCACAAAGAGGCUCUUAGUCUCGCACGAGAGAUCCUGCCUCAGGCCCCGAUUGCCGUGCGAAUGGCUAAAGUAGCCAUGAAUCGAGGCGCGGAGGUGGACAUCUCUUCAGGAAUGGCUAUUGAGGGAAUGUGUUAUGCCAGGCUCAUUCCUACACGGGACAGACAAGAGGGCAUGGCUGCGUUUAUAGAGAAGAGGCCUCCAAGGUACAUUGGAGAGUGAAUAUCUGAAGGUUUUAAACCUGCACAACAUGUUUCAAAUCCACAUGUACUACAGUACAAACAUGUUGAACAUGCUGUACUUACGUUACUACACUGUAACCAGUGUUGGGUUUCAAUUUUCUUUUGAAAUCUGAGCUUUGUAAUGCCUAAAAAUAACCACCACAAAUAAUUUAAAAAGGACUUUGUCAUGUGCAUUUUUCACGUACAUAAUGAAAGUCUCCAUGCUAUGUUGUGAAGUAUUUCAGGUCUGUAAACCUGGCCAAAGUUGCCAGCCGAAAUUAGAAUUACAGUAGAAAUGGUAACAAAUACUAUUUCAUGCAAUGUGCAAGAACAGCUGCAUGACACAAUAAGAUUUUCUGGAACAAAGCACAUUUGCUGGAGCAUCUCAUCAUAAUACAUGGCCGUUAUGAACAGAAAACCAAAUCCAUGCUGCGAAAAGAAGCAUACACAUCAAGGGAAAUUAAACAUUUAUAAACAGAAAAAAGCUUCUGUAGAUCACUGGAACAAAAUGGAAUAUCAUUUUUUUUUUAUUGCAAUUUCAAACAAGACAAGUUGAACCUGCUGUUUAACAGCUUCAUUGGUGUUAAGUUCAAUCAAACUUCAAGUUCAAUGCAAGUAUGUUUAGCAAGAAGGCAAAUCCAAUGACGUUUGGCAAAUCACCAGCGCUCCGAAGUUGCCAUGAUGAGAACAAAGUCCUUCCUCUUGACUUUUUUUUUACAAGGUGCCGUUUAUCUGCGUCCGUUUUUAUGUCUACAUGCUUGAUUUCUCAACGUGGUUUACAAGGCAAUCCAUUUAUUGACGCGUUCCUGCUUUCCAGCAAAGGCAAAAGCUUUAUUUUUAUUCAUCUCCACCCGCUUCGUUUGCUUCUGAAGAGCUCUGGGUUCUUGAGGAAUCUUUCAGCGGAGUGUCCAGUCCAGUACCAUUUUUGAAACAAACUCAAAUCUGGAUCAUAAUACUUUGCGUGCAACAUAUCAUAAACACUGUCAUCUGCCACGGUUCAUAUACAGUCUAUAAAAAUAUAUUUCAUCCCUAAAGCUCUCAUGCUGUUCAAUGCACUUCAAUACACACUUUUUUCUCUCUCAUAGAUGCAAUUUAACAUUCCACUCUUAAUGUUACCAACUCUGUUGUUGUCUUUUUUGUAUUAUUGCAUUUUAUGCCCAACAGGACAGAAAUCUGUAAUUUUAAUUGAAAUUUCCUAUGGAGUUACAUCCAAAUCUGAAUAUGCAUACAUAGCAAUCUGAUGCACAUGCUCUUAAUACACACAUAUAAACUCUCACAUACUUCCCACGUUUUAACAUAAACGCGCUCUAUGAGCUGCUGCGCAUCUAAAUAAACAUUUCCUCAGAUAACGGAGACUUAAUUCUUACGUCAAAUAAAUAACGGAUUCCGUCGUGUGCAGACAUACGCAAAGUAAUUCAUCCGCACGUUCCUCUUAACAGGAAGAGCAGCAGAGCGUCAUUGUCAUACGGAUGGGCACAAGUGAACACAAACACAUACAAAAAGCUUCCAGUUUUUUGCGGCAUCCUAUCCAGAGACCACUAAUUGUGUCAUGGAAGGUUUUUCUCUGGAAAA